This is a messenger RNA of Cololabis saira (Pacific saury), 1615 nucleotides long. RefSeq names its product gsk3b interacting protein (gene gskip). NCBI's taxonomy places the organism in Eukaryota, Metazoa, Chordata, Actinopteri, Beloniformes, Belonidae. Gene Ontology annotation, biological process: regulation of canonical Wnt signaling pathway. Gene Ontology annotation, cellular component: cytoplasm. Bases 237 to 635 code for a protein of 132 amino acids. The record is from RefSeq and is a predicted model, not a curated record. Gene Ontology annotation, molecular function: kinase regulator activity; protein kinase A binding. The transcript has 3 exons.
ACGUCAUAUCGUGGUACCCGUAGGACACAUUAUUGGAAAACCCAGCUGUUUUGACACAACAAUCUUGGUUUGUUUGGGGGGCUAACUGAAACAGUUUCUCAAACGUUAGAGGAUUCUCAAAUUAGUUUUUUCUUAAGUAAUUAAUAAGGUGUAAGGCUGCUUUGACUGAACCGUCUCCACCAGAGAGCAGAGUGGAAGCUUCUACAAGCCGGAAGCGCACACGCAACGAGGAGGGGAUGGAGGUUGACCAUCAGCCUGAGGAGUCCAUUACUUCAACUUUUGAGGACUGUGUUGAACAUGGUGACGUCCAGGACAUGAGAUUGGAGGCCGAGGCGGUGGUCAACGACGUCCUCUUCGCUGUGACUGAAAUGCACGUGUCGCAAAAUCUCAACAGCGCAUCAGAUGUGGCCUACAUAAAUGUGGAAACGAGAGAGGGAAACCUCUAUUGUUUGGAGCUCACAGAGGCUGGACUCAGGGUGGUGGGCUAUGCUUUCGAUCAGGUGGAUGAAGAUUUGACCACCCAGUAUCACGAGACUGUUUACUCACUUCUGGACACGCUCAGUCCGGGUUACAGAGAAGCAUUUGGGAACGCCUUGCUGCAGCGGCUGGAGAUGCUGAAGCAAAACGGACAGUGAAAUGACCAAAACUUUGACCGCACGGGUCAAAUUUGGAACCAAGUCUUCACUUUGACCUGUAAUGUGAUGCCCAACUGCCGAGCUGCCACUACAUUAAGGGCUACGCAGCCCUGUCGACUUUGCUUUGUCCUGAGUUUCAUAUCAUUGACUUAAUUCUAGCGACUUUGGUUUAGUGACUGCUUCAGAUUGGGUGUAUUGUGCUGCUUACUUUAUUGUGGAAACAAAAAACUUCCAGUUUUCCUGUUACAAGUGUCUAGUGGCAGGUGUUUAAGAAUUCUGCUCUUUUUCUUUUUUUUUAUAUAUAUAUAAAAAUCAAAAUGAUCUUAGAAAGAAGCAGCAAGUUAUGUUGGUAUAGUUUCCCCCUCAUUGCCCUGCUACUCACACUAAAACUGUGACAUGAUGACUGGUGUCUGCUGAAAUAUACCACAAUGGUUUUUACUCAGCAGACAUCUUGCGCAAAGAGCCAAAGCUAUAUUCUUUUAAGUAAAGACUGCCUUAAUGACUGACUUUUAAUAAGAAAAGUACUGAAAUUAGCUCAUUAGCUUCUACUUGUUUUGUAUCAACUGAGAUGAUGGUAUUUUGUGGGUCUGUCAAUUCACAUGGAGGUCAGAACCAAUUGUAAAAUAAGACGAUACCGUUCUCAGUCCCAGUCAUCAAAGUUCAUACUGAUAUGUUUUGUUUUUUUCUAAUACUGCACAGAGCAUUGCAUCUCAGGCGAGCAUUUAAGCUGUAAAAGUAAAAAGGUCUGCCAUGUUAUUGGUGGUUUUGUAUUCAGUCUGUUGGUUCUUCCUGUCAGAAUGCACAAUAUUUAUCUUUACUGAGGACUUUUGUAGCUGCUUUAAAGAGUUAUUGUACCUCUAACCUGAUCAUAUUGCUCUUCAGUAAUAUAAACUCUCCGUUAAUGAAAUGCAAUCCAUCUCUGCAUUUAUUGUCCCUCCUUGUUGCUGACCUUUGCUAACACCAAUAAACGCUCAGAAGUC